AGCCGGUUUGAAUGUCUUGCUUCAAGGCUGUAAUAUAUUGUAUGGGUACUAUGGAACAUGACAGGUGCUCUGCUGUGCUUUCCACGCAAUGGGCAGUGUUUGUAGUUGAUGUCGAUUGCCUUGUGGGCGCCGGUGAUCGAGUAAUCGAGAAAGCGCGAAUGACGGGUGACAAGGCUGAAGGCGACAGGCGCCUGUCGAUCCUCCGCAUCUCACUUCAUGGGCUCGCGCGACACUCAUUGUUGUAUAUCCACAUUCUCAUUCGGUGCUUCCCAGUAUGCAUGCAUAGGGCGUUCUAUUUAAUCGCAUCUGAUUUUCAUCUUAACUAUUGAAACCCAUUUGCCAGAUGCAUCAUGCAGAGAACGCUACUAGGAGCAGCAGCCUGGAGGACUCGAGUCCGGAACGACUCGAUAGGCCAUCCCGCCUGAAGGCCACCGACAGCACUCUCGUACCAGAAGACGUUCUACCUGAUAUAAUACCUGUCCCAAACUCGGCAUUGCUCUAUUCGAAUAUUCAUGCUCAGCGUGAGCGCCGACUUCGCCUGCUGAUUCGUCGCUAUACCAAUCAGAUCCAGUACGGCUGCAGGGAUAUCAACUGCACGACGCCAACAUGCCUGAGUUAUAGAAAGAGAAAUACCACCGGUCCUCUGAGGCCAUAUACAGACUUGAGCACAAGGACGCUGGCAUGUCAACUUGUCGAAGAGUCUAUGAAAGGUGGUAAGGGACGGGCUUUGCUCUGUCCGAAUGAGCCAGUUGUGCCAUGGUACCAGGAUCCUGCAACAGCUAAGAGAAGACGCAGAAGCCUUGACAAGGCCAAGGGGCAGCGCGAUGAAGGCGCACCUAUAGCCAAACAGCAAGUUACAGACCAUGGCAAUGGGGAGGCAGGCAGUCACGUACAGAGAACCGAGCAUGUGUCACACAGGCCGAGCCAUGACAGCCUCGUUCAGGCACGCAGACGGUUCAAGGAGUGGACAAAAGAACAAGGCGAAGACGAUGCCAGCGAAGGCACUGUGGACCUUCUCGAUGCACCGUUGGCUCAACAAACUUUUGACCAGGUACCAUCGGCCGAAGCUCCCACGAGUGAUCAAGCCGGUGAUGUAUCCAGACCUCCGCACCCCUCUGAGAAGAAAGACAUUGCCUCUUUCACUCAGACACUGUUCGAUCUAUUGCCGCUGCGACUGCUCGCCUUGUUACCGGCGAGAAGUCAAUCUCAUCCGUCUGAUACCGUCAGCCCGACCGCCCAGCAUGAAACAGAGACGCACCAGGCUGCCUAUGCCGACACCUUGCAAAAUGGCAACGCCCCUGGUGCCACUCAAGGCAACAAUGAUCAGCAUACAGAGCUAGAAAAUGACGCCGUGGAUCUGCCCGCACAAUUCCUCACAAGAAGAACACUUCGCACCUUGAGCUGGCGUUCCAUUCACUGGCUGCAUCAUGUGCCUCAGAGCCAUAGCACCGAUACUUGCAAGAUCAUUUUUCGACCCUUCAUCAAGCAGAGCUUUGCAUACUGCUUCAGCGACCCUGAUCGCCUCGUCAAUUCAGUCAGAGAUCUUCAGCAGAGUUUUGUGCCGCGAUACGUUGCAAUACACUGUCGGUCCAAGCCAUGCCCGCCUUACACAAGUGUCAGUCCAAGCGCGUGGCCACAAGUUGCCACAAAGACAUGGUUGGAUGUGACUGCACUGGUAACAAGCCUCGCCUUUCUGGACCAUUUUGCGUCGCGAGAUAUAGUUCUCGGCAGCAUGUUUACGGCUUUGCAGCGCUCGUAUACUCUACCUCACCGUCUGCGUAACCGGACGACGGGAAAACGUUGCCGGUCGAGUGGCGAGAGUGGAGAGAGAGCAUCAGCCACGGGCCCGGAAAGCUUUUGCGAUGACACCCAUGCCUUGAGAGACAUCAUGAGAACGAGCAAGUCAGUAAAGGAAGAAGAUGAUCACUUGCCUCUGAGCGACGCCCGAGUUGCAGAGAUGUGUUUUGUGGCCCUCAUGUCGAUCGCUUCUAUGGCGUUCAGGGCUCCCUUGGGUGAAAGAUGGGAAGAAGCCAUGUUGUUUGAUCAGUUCUCGCGGUUGAGGAAUCGUGGCGGCGCUCAUACGAGCUGGCGAAAGCGUUCCAACGACGACACAACCGACUGGCGCGGGCCCUACCGCUAUGGACAGCAGAUGAUCAAGGUUGUGGACGUAUUUGAGUCCUGGCCUGUUCUUCAUCUACUUUAUGCUGUCACAGAUGUGAUCAGCCACCGACUCCUUGUGACAAAAUGGUCAGAAGCUAUGGAGGGUUCGAGGCCUGCGUCGAAGCAGAGAAAGACCGUGAUCGAACUCUCGAUCGAAUGCUUUGACCGUGACACGCUCGAAAGUCGGACCGCCGACAACAAACAGCCAAGGAGCUGGGUCGGAACGGCCUUGGUCGAAGUACUGAGAACGGUCAUGCUUAAAGCUUGGGACGGUCGUGCGAUCAUUCAGCGUGCAGGACCAGUAGGUGGAGCUCUUGAGCUUCUGGCUGGUAUUUAUCGUGAGCGCAAAGGUCUAAACUUGGAUCCAGAGAUCUUCCGCAUGGGCUUUGUUGAGGAGACGUUUGAGGGGAUGUCUAUGGCCAUGGAAUGGCUAUCGUUUCAAGCAGACACUCGACAGACACAUAUCUUAUCCUACUCAUUCUUGUUCCAACCUAGGAUGCUUGUCCAAUACUUCAGAGCGAUCAACCUCGACAUAAUGCGCAAGUCAUACGAGAAUGCCAAGCUGGUGUACAACGAUACUCGGCAAUACGUAUUCCUGCCUAACAUCCCGGUCUACGGAGUGAAAGAGGUGCUGACGCAACUGCGACCUCAUAUGGCCAGGUAUUUUGUCCUUACAAUACGAAGGGACAGUAUACUGAGUGAUGCGAUCAAUCAAAUAUGGCGCAGACAGCGAAGAGAGUUAAUGCGCCCUCUGCGAGUACGUAUUGGUAAGGACGAGGGCGAAGAUGGAGUUGACUACGGUGGGGUGCAGCAAGAGUUCUUCCGCGUAGUGUUUGCGGAAGCUCUCAGACCCGAAUAUGGCAUGUUCACGGUUGACGGCACGACGAGAAUGGUGUGGUUUCAGCCUGGCUCAUUUGAGCCUCUCUACAAAUUUGAAGCCCUUGGUAUAUUGAUGUCGAUUGCUGUUUACAACGGCAUCACCGUGCCGGUCACAUUUCCGCUGGCAUUUUAUCGCAAGCUGCUGGGUCUUAAGGUGAAGAAAUUGGAGCACAUCGUUGACGGCUGGCCCGACCUCGCCAGAGGCCUGCAGACUCUAUUAGACUGGUCCGAGGGAGAUGUCGGGGAUGUGAUUGGCAGGACUUACGAGUUCAGCUAUGAGCUUUGUGCGAACAGGGUGUCCGUGGACAUGGAGAAAGCUGGGCGUGAUGAUCUAUGGCCAGCAACAAAAUCGCGUAUGAGCAAGAAAGGCAAGGAGAAGGCGAAGUCGACAUCCUUCGAAUUGCCGAUCGAGCCUUCACUUACUCCGCCCAUCCAGUCAUCACCGGACCUCAAACCAACAGUGGUUCCUGUGCUGAGACGAUCGUCGUCGGUCGACCUCAAAGGCAUCUCCACGCCCCAGAGUCUCGACAGUGACUUACUCGAGGAUGAAGCUGCGUUGGUCACCAACGCCAACCGUGGACAAUAUGUGAAAGACUAUGUCCUGUGGCUGACGCACAAGUCAAUCCAAGCGCAGUACGAAGCGUUCGCCAAGGGCUUUUAUACGUGCUUGGACCGUACGGCGUUGUCGAUAUUCACGCCUGAAGCUCUCAAGACUGUGAUUGAAGGGCAUGUCGAGAUCGAUAUCGACGAGCUUCAGAAGACGGUCCUGUACGAGGACCCAUAUUGCGUCAAUUCGUCCACGAUCGUUGAUUUCUGGCACGUUGUACGCAGCAUGAGUCCGGAACAACACCGCCAAUUGCUGCUAUUUGUUACGGCAAGCGACCGCGUGCCGGUGAAUGGGUUGAUUAGUAUACAAUUCCACAUCCAGAAAAAUGGGGAUGAUGAUAAUCGUUUGCCCCAAAGCAGUACGUGCUACGGCCGGUUGUUGUUGCCGCAGUACUCGAGCCGAGAGAUUCUGAGGGAGAAGUUGACUAAGGCUAUUGAGAAUUGUUUCGGGUUUGGAGCGUUGUAGACCCAGACGCGCAGGACGAUACGGCAUACGGGGCUUAAUCAAGGGCGUUCUACAUGCAUACCUAGGUAUGGACAUGGUGGGUUGAAUAAUUAUGCUUUUCCAGCGGCUGGAGCGUUCAGCGGGCGAAAUCGAUCUCUUUCUGCUUGCCUACAGUUUCAAAAUAUCCAUUCGCGAGUCUUAAGAUUCGCG
Messenger RNA from Exophiala viscosa, 4300 nucleotides. RefSeq names its product ubiquitin-protein ligase E3 A. The record is from RefSeq and is a predicted model, not a curated record. The transcript has a single exon. Lineage: Eukaryota; Fungi; Ascomycota; Eurotiomycetes; Chaetothyriales; Herpotrichiellaceae. Gene Ontology annotation, biological process: protein polyubiquitination. Gene Ontology annotation, molecular function: ubiquitin protein ligase activity. Bases 344 to 4111 code for a protein of 1255 amino acids.